AGCGCUGAGUCCCCCCGCCCGGCCCGAAACCUCCGCCCAUGGAUCGGCUGCUGCUGCUCUGCGCUGCUCUCGCCCUAUUUCUGCCUUCUAGCGCCUCGGACAGCGCGGUGCGAUGCGGCCGUCCCAAGGAAGUGGCCAAUGCGAUCAUCGACGCGGGCGACACGGAGCUGCUCCACACCAGCCUGCGUUACACCUGCAAGCUGGGCUACAAACGCAAAGCUGGCACCUCCACCCUCAUCCAGUGCGUCCUCCAUCAUGGCAAGCCUGUCUGGACGUCCACUGAGCUGCAGUGCAUUCGGGAUCCGGCUCUACCUCUGCAAACCCCAAGCCCUGAGCUCUCGACAGUGAGGACAAGCCAAAGAGGAACCAACACCACUUCAGCAGCACUGCCUGUGCCAUCACCAGAGACAUCUGUGCCACCGGCAGUGCCUGAACCACCAGAGAUGCCUACACCAGGAGAGGGGACAGCACUGGGGACAACCCCACUGCCCACCAUCCCCAUAGACAAUACUACAGUUUCCACCCAGACUGUGGCCUCUUCCAUUGGGGUCUCAAUUCUGCUUGUUGUUAGUGUUGCGGGAUUCUGCUACUGGAGGAUGAAAAUGCACGCACAGCAGAGCUAUGUGGUGGCGGUGAUGGCCAUCCCCAUGGUGGCUCCCAGUACCACAGUAGAGAACGAUGAGAUGUUGCCACCUGGUGACAUCCCCAUGGGCUGAGCACCCAGCACAGAGCACAUUGGUGUACCUACCAGCCCAGCUAGCCAGGAGGAUGCUCGAAGCUUGGUGCUUCCCCAAGUGGCAGUGGCAUGAGACAUGUCCCCACGCCCCCAGCUGGCCUUCGAACGGAGCAUCUUCACUCCAGGGACAUGUAGCUGCUCUCCUCAGCCUGAACAAGUGGAUGGGAUCACUCCAGUGCCAAGAGCCAUUCGGUCAUGAACCAACAACCACUGCAAAGGGCUUCAGCUCUAUCACCACUUCAGAGGUCAUCCCCUCGUCCACACUCAGGGAUCUUCGGGGGCAAUUUCAGCGCUGAUGCCAGCUGCUUGCAGGGGACUGCAUUUGGGAGUGAUUUGCUACAAGCACUACCAAAGCCUGAAGACAAGGACAUGGCAAUGAUAUCUGUUGUUAUCCACUAAUUUCCCUCCCCCCUUGCUACAAACUGGAGGUUUUGUACUGAUGUUUUAUACAUAAAGGGUAUAUAUUAUAAUGUAAAAAUACGCACAGAGUGGCUGAUUCUUUAGUUGGGUGUCUUGCCAGCCACAAUGAUGGGGAGGAUAGUGGGAAUGCUGGGACAGACAGGAGCUGGUUUGGAGUGAAAUGCAUCCCUGUAACAGCCAGGGCUUGCUGGCGGUCUUCCAGGUAGGACUGAACCAGAGGAAAGGAGACAUUCCAUGACUGCAGCUCCUCACUGAUGGGUAUAGUGAACACCAAAACUCUGCAUGGGUAGAAGUUGGCUUUGAACAACGAGGAUGGGUGGCUCAUGGUUGAAUACAGAGCUGCAGCUGCAGCAACCCACUGCAAACUCUAAAUGAGCACUGCCAUCCUCUAGAGGCAAAGGGUGAAGGCAAAGUGGGGGAUCAUCACCCAUCUGGCUCAGGUGGAAGGCAAAAAGGGCUUCAUCAGCUAGCUGGAAAGCCAACCCAAUGUGUUCUUUCCUCACUUGUCCUCGUGUUUGUUUCACUGCUUUGGACUGUCACUUUUCUGUGAAGACACAUGAUAAAACAAGGUUUCCUACAAGCCCCAAAUGCCAUGGGAUGGUUGGACAAGAGAUGGAAGGGAAUGCUGGAGGUCUAUGGUCCUGUGUCUGCAAGAGCUUUGCAGUUGUAUUCAAACUUUCAAGUUUCGAGCAAAGUUACCUGCAGUUUUGAUAAGCAGAAAGUCUUCCCGGAGUCACUGCUUCAAAAGCAAAAGGAGAGCCAACAAAAUAGCUGCCAUUCCACAAAUAACAGUGGAAGUCAACAGGAUGUGGGAGCCUUCAACAAACAUUGCUCAUGGCUCCAGGCUGAACGCCAAGAUCACGCCUCUACCUAAACUGGUUUCACUUUUGAUCUGUGUAUGAUGUGGCCUCCGGGACAACAAGCCAAGGUGUUAUCUUCAGGCAGGCAGCAUAAGCCACCCUCUGAUUGACAGGGUCACCAUUCUGCUGGUACCAUUGCUAUUGUGAUGGCUGAAAAACAAAUAUAACCCAGGAAGACUUCUUAAUGGGUGAGGAAAAAACAAAUCAUUAAAGCAGUUGGGUUUUUUUGCCACAAACUUUAUCUCUGUAUUAAAAAUGUUCUCUGGCUUCUUUCUGAUCAGCUGUGUUAGACUGGAAUUAAAUUGAAGCAGUCCUUCAAAUGCAGCCUCUCUUCCCUCAGUGCUUUGCUACAAAGAAAUUAAGCCUGAAGAAACUUCUUGGCUGCAAGUAAGGCAAAUGACUUAAAUUCAGCUGGGAGAGAUUAUGACUUCCUUCUUCCCCAGCGAUCCAGAACUGACAGUGAAAAUGUCCCAGUUGAAACAGGCUCUGGGAAAAAGUUCAUUUUCUAGGAACAACAAGUUUUUCUGGGUACUUCCCAGCAUCAAGCUCCUCUUUUGUUGGAUGAGGAUUUCCCUGAGGCACAAAGUGGUAGAAAAGGCAGGGAAACCCCAGCAGCUUUGUCACUGAAAGUAUUUUCCUGGAGAUGGA
This is a messenger RNA of Lagopus leucura (white-tailed ptarmigan), 2664 nucleotides long. Its product is annotated as interleukin-15 receptor subunit alpha-like. Bases 39 to 716 code for a protein of 225 amino acids. Gene Ontology annotation, biological process: interleukin-15-mediated signaling pathway. Gene Ontology annotation, cellular component: plasma membrane. The record is from RefSeq and is a predicted model, not a curated record. The transcript is spliced from 8 exons. Gene Ontology annotation, molecular function: interleukin-15 receptor activity. Lineage: Eukaryota; Metazoa; Chordata; Aves; Galliformes; Phasianidae.